Molecule: messenger RNA, 656 nt
Organism: Ceratotherium simum simum (southern white rhinoceros)
Lineage: Eukaryota; Metazoa; Chordata; Mammalia; Perissodactyla; Rhinocerotidae
Source: RefSeq, a predicted model, not a curated record
UGGGGGGUCCGCGGAAGAUUGGCUUUGGGCCGGGCCGCUCUGGCGCGAGCAUGGACCGGAGGAAAAAGCCCCUGGACGUCACGGCCUCCUCGUUGGUAGACCUUAAGGCCGAACUCUUCCGAAAACAAGAAGAAUUCAAACAAGAAAAACUUCUAAAAGAUUCUGGAGUUUUGGGAAAACCAAAAACAACUAAUAAGAAACCAAGUAUCUGGAGCAAACAGAAUGCAGGAGUUUCCAGGCGAGCUGAGAAGGAUGCUGAGCAGAAGACUGAGGAACAGAAGACUUUAGACAAAUCAAGGGAAAAGUUGGAAGAAAAAGCCAAAUUAUAUGAAAAAAUGACUAAAGGAGACUUUAUAGAUGAAGAAGUGGAGGAUAUAUACCUUGUGGAUUUCACGCAGAAGAUCAUAGAUAGACACAAAGAAAUGGAGGCGUUUGGUGCCAAUAGAGAUUCUAGAAAGGCAGGAGAACGAGACGAUGAUGAAGAAAAUCUUUCUGAAAAAGACGUACCUCCUCCCCAGGACCCCAGUGAAGAAUGGUUGCGUGUGGCGUCAUCUGGUUACCUGCAGUUCCCCAGACCUACCAAGCUGGUUAAAGCCUCCAGCCUGGACGAGCGCUGUGCCCGUCGCCUGGAAUGCGCUUCCUUCCUUGUUCGCUAG